Messenger RNA from Ictalurus furcatus (blue catfish), 2807 nucleotides. Its product is annotated as Fc receptor-like protein 5. The transcript is spliced from 11 exons. NCBI's taxonomy places the organism in Eukaryota, Metazoa, Chordata, Actinopteri, Siluriformes, Ictaluridae. Gene Ontology annotation, molecular function: transmembrane signaling receptor activity. The coding region runs from base 1 to 2121 and encodes 706 amino acids. The record is from RefSeq and is a predicted model, not a curated record. Gene Ontology annotation, biological process: cell surface receptor signaling pathway.
AUGGAGCUCCAUCCACUCCGUGUGAUGAUCUUGCUUAUUUCACUUAUCCGAGUCGGACAAGCUCAAGAGUUUAAACCAGUUCUGUCUGUGGAGCCGAAUUCACCACAAAUAUUCAGAGGAGAGACGGUUACACUCACAUGUAGGAUUUCAGGAGGAAAUGGACCGUACCACUGGUACAAAGAUGAUGUUAAUGUUCACAGAUCUGCUGAAAAUUACUACACUAUAAAUGUAGAUCAGAGUCACAAAUACAGAUGUUACGGGUCUAUUGAUGGACGGUCAGCGGCAGGGAGUAAUGAAGUGACUCUCUCAGUGAUAGAGAGACCAAAAGCCGUUCUGACUCUGCAGCCUGAUGGACAGAUAUCCAGUGGACAGGAAGUCACUUUCACAUGUGAAAUACGAGGACAUGCAGACACUGAGUGGACGUACAACUGGUAUAAAGAUGGUGUCCAGAUAUUCUCCUCUGUUGAGAACAGGAAAUAUUCAUUCACUCCUGUAGAGUCUCUCAGCGCUAAGUACACCUGCAGCGUACAGAGAAGCGACUCUCAGACCUCAGAGACCAGUGAUGCUGUUAUACUCACUGUGUCAGAAAAACCUAAACCUGAACUCACACCAAGUCGUGAAGGAGCUGCACUGAAAGGAAACUCCAUGACUCUGUUCUGUACACUGAAGCUGCAUUCUGCUGGAUGGAAGUUUUACUGGAUCAAACCCACACAGAGCACUGAGACUGAAACACACCACUACAUCUUCAGAUCAGUUAGAGUCUCUGAUGGGGGUCAGUACAGGUGCAGAGCUGGAAGAGGAAACCCAGUCUACUACACACACUACAGUGAUGCACUCUGGGUAAAUGUUACUGAGAGUCCUAAAGCUGUGGUGACCAUAAAGCCUGAUAAACAUGUGUUCAGAGGAGAGACUGUGACUCUCAGAUGUGAAAUACAGGGAGGAGGAGACACUGAGUGGAAAUACAGCUGGUAUAAGAAUGAUAAAACAUUCUACCGCACAACACAGGAGUUCAGCUUCAGCUCAGUUAUAAAUUAUAACAGUGGUAAAUACACCUGCAGAGGGUGGAGAAGCAGUGACUCUCAGAGAUCAGAGAUCAGUGAUGCUGUUACACUCACUGUAUCAGAUGCAGCAGAGGCAGUAGUGAGUGUGUCUCCACUGCGCUGGCUGACUGAAGGAGACUCAGUGACUCUAAGCUGUGAGGUUAAACACUCCUCUACAGGCUGGACAUUCAGCUGGUACACAGAGGUUCCCUCCAGAGACAGUCAGGGUUCCCUCAGGUACAGUACAGAGCUCCUCUCAGACAGCAGCAGAGGAUCUGGAGGCUCCUACACUCUCAGUCCUGUUACUGUGAAUCACACAGGAGUUUAUAUGUGCAGAGCAGAGAGAGGAGAAAAAGUCUUUCACACACGGGACAGCAACCUACAGCCACUGUGGAUCACUGGUGAAUUUCCUCCAGUGUCUCUGAUCAUCAAUCCCAGCAGAACUCAGCACUUUACUGCUGACUCUCUCUCACUGAGCUGUGAGGACCAGAGUGACUCUACUGGAUGGACAGUGAGAAGAUACACACACAGUGAGACAGUGUCUGAUUGUUCAUCAGUUUCAGGAUCUACAUGUAACAUCAGCUUCCUCUCUACAUCACACACUGGAGUUUACUGGUGUCAGUCUGAAUCUGGAGGACGCAGUAAUCCUGUCAACAUCACAGUGCACAAUGGUGAUGUGAUCCUGGACAGUCCUGUCCAUCCUGUGACUGAGGGACAUCCUCUGACUUUACAUUGUUUAUCUCGCAACUCAAAGAUCUCAGCUUCUGGUGUUGAUUUCUAUAAAGAUGGUUCAGUCCUGCAGAACAAGACUACAGGAGAGAUGACCAUCAGUACUGUGUCAAAGUCAGAUGAAGGUUUCUACCACUGUAAACACCCAGAGAGAGGAGAGUCACCGAAAAGCUGGGUUUCAGUCAGAGGUCGGUCACAUGCAGAAGCUCUAAUGUCAGUGCUCAGACUGAUCAGUAGUCUAGUGACGGUCUCUGUGUAUCUGCAGCUGACCAUCAUUCUGGCAGUGAAGUGUUACAGAGCUCGAGUUCAGACUGAGGAGGACAACACACAGAACGCUGUUAUAGAGGAGUGAACAAUGUUCAUCUAUAUAAAAAAAGAAGUUUUGUGAUUGUGAAAUAAUAUUGAUUUGUCACUUGAUAAAUUAUUUUCUAUACACUUUUGUUUUUCUGAAGCCUACACACCUCCUCAUGGGGUCACGGUGGAACUAAUUACAUUGUGUGAACUCAAUAUUAAGGCCUACAUGUUGCUAAUGUCAAAUUCCAAGUAUUGAAUAAAAGAAAAACAAAUAGUAAUAGUUAGUUUUUAUAAUUCGUGAGGCUUGUGCUGUGCUUCUCCAAAAUACCCAGACAAAAGUCACCCAACAUGGCUGUAACUGUGUGUUAUAAUUUUCCAUAUAGAUAUUUUUAAGUACUAACAUAAUCUUGGUUAUCAAUCUUGUGUAAUAUGUUUCAUUAUUAUAAUUGUAAUAAUAAUAAUAAGAUUUUUUUAUCAUCAUCAUCAUUAUUAUUAUUGUUGUUGUUGUUGUUAUUUUUAUUGUUAUUAUUACAUGUUUAUCCAUCCAUCCAUCCAUUUUUGAUACUGCUUAUCCUACAGGGUCGUGGGGAACCUCGAGUCUAUCCCAGGAAGCAUGGGGCACAAGGCGGGUACACCCUGGAUGGGGUUAUUAUAUGUUUGUUUUAUUAAAAAGUUAUUAAAAAGACUUGUUUAUCAACUGUGUUGUCUUUGUGAUAUUUCUCUAUCUAUCUGUCUAUCUAUCUA